Messenger RNA from Lactuca sativa (garden lettuce), 1241 nucleotides. RefSeq names its product ribonuclease P family protein (gene POP4). Gene Ontology annotation, molecular function: ribonuclease P RNA binding. NCBI's taxonomy places the organism in Eukaryota, Viridiplantae, Streptophyta, Magnoliopsida, Asterales, Asteraceae. Gene Ontology annotation, biological process: tRNA 5'-leader removal; rRNA processing. The record is from RefSeq and is a predicted model, not a curated record. Gene Ontology annotation, cellular component: ribonuclease MRP complex; ribonuclease P complex.
GAAAAAAAAAAAAAAAAAAGGGCACGCGUGCCCACAACGACGCAGACUCUUUUUCCCCUCCCAACCAUCAACGACGCCUCUCCUCCACUCCACACUGCUACAACUCCGAUCCCCUCUCCUGCCGCCGCCGUCGGAUUCGCCUGUGGCGCCUUCGUCUCCUGCUCCAGCUGCAUCGCCUCCGGCAUCAUCUCCGGGUUUUCCCUUGAUAUUUCAGCCCCACUUUCCCUCUUCUCUUUCAAUACACACGACGUUCCCUCACCCACUCCAUCUUCGGAACCAGCCGGCCGGAUCUUUCGCCAGUGCCGUCAUCGCCGAAGCCAUCCAGGUCCCUCAUCGACAACUCAACUUUUGGACACAACCAUGGAAGAUUCAAAAAAUCGUGCAUUUGAUGCAAUAGCAAGAAGAGAAGCUCAUGAGCUUCAGUUACAACAAGAACACAAGAACAAUAAGAGAAUUCUAGAAAGUUCUCCCGAUUUUAAGUCAAAAUCAAAGAAAGGCAAAUAUUCUUUCUCAGUGCAAACGACUAAAAGAGAUGUUGAAGAAGAUCAUCAUCCUAUAUAUCUUCCACUCUCUCACCCUGUACAUGAGAAUUUAGCAAAGUCGGAUCUUCAGGGAAAUGUAGUGGACAAAAUUUUGCAUGAACUUUUACAAAGUGGAGAUUCUGCUCAAAAUUACAUGCAAGGAUCAAGAAGAAUGAAAAUUGAUAAUCGUGUUCAUCUUGAUAAUAAAAUAAAAGACAAUAAAAAAUCUGGAAUUAUUACACUUACAAAAGCGUUACAAAGCCACUCAAAAAGAUCAAAAAAACACAUGUCGAUGAAACAACACAAGAAAUAUGGGUCUUUGGAUUUGCCUCAAGAGCAGCAUAACUUUGAAACGUUUAAACCGAUGCAUGAAAUUUGGAAGGGGUAUAUAAUGCAACUUUUGAAGAGUGUUGGGAAAAGCCAAAUGGCUCAAUGCCUUCUUGGUGCAGAUCUUCAUGGUGCAUUUAUUCUAGUUGCACAAUGCAAAAUGGAUGGGUUCACUGGAGUGAGUGGGAUCAUGAUUCGUGAAACCGCAGAGACAUUUGGAAUAAUCACAAAAGAUAAUAAAUACAAAGUUGUGGUGAAGAAGUUAUCUGUAUUUAUGCUCCAAAUUGAUUGCUGGAAGAUUACACUACAUGGAGAUAAGCUAACUUCUAGGAAAAUUGGCCAAUGAUUUCACAACUUUAUGCAAGCUUCAUAUGAAUAUAACCCACUUUCAUA